This is a messenger RNA of Arachis stenosperma, 5502 nucleotides long. Its product is annotated as inositol hexakisphosphate and diphosphoinositol-pentakisphosphate kinase VIP2-like. Gene Ontology annotation, biological process: inositol metabolic process; inositol phosphate biosynthetic process. The record is from RefSeq and is a predicted model, not a curated record. Bases 2622 to 5162 code for a protein of 846 amino acids. The transcript has 24 exons. Gene Ontology annotation, molecular function: 5-diphosphoinositol pentakisphosphate 1-kinase activity; inositol hexakisphosphate kinase activity; diphosphoinositol pentakisphosphate kinase activity. Lineage: Eukaryota; Viridiplantae; Streptophyta; Magnoliopsida; Fabales; Fabaceae.
AUACCAAAAUAGUUAACAUCCGUUCAUUUGAAGUACCUGUGAAUGCUUAGAUAUUAUGGUGAAAAAAACACUUUAUCAUGAAGUAUACCCACAACUCGGUCCUCAUAUAUAGCAAUGAGCAACAGAAAAAGGAGACAUUUUAUUUUUAACUUCAAAAGAUGCUGGCAUAUGCUUUUGUCAUGAUUAAAAGUUCAAUUGCUUUAUUUUAACAAGACUAAGAAUCUUAUGUGUUGAGGUUCUGACAAACCUGGAUGUCCCAACUGUAAGUGAAGAAGACUAGGAGAUUGAAAAAUAGUGCAAACCACAGAAGAUGUCUAAGGAAAUAAAGGCCAGGCAAUUUGUUUCCUGCUUCAACCAUGAUCCUGUAUGUCCAAAGAAUUAGCAUUGGAUGUUAAUAAUUGGAUUUUGAUUAAUGUGACUAUGAGAUUGGAUUCAAAAGGAGGAAUAAAUGAAAACUGAUUCUGGAGUCAUAGAUCGUGAUUGAGAUACAAGGCCAGUUGCUUUCAACAAUCUUAGAAUUAUUAGUUAAUGUAAUGGAAUGAGGGGAUCUAUGAAAAGAUACUGGCAACAUAAUUAGAGAUACCAUAAUCAAUAAUCCAGAAACUAUAAUGAUACAUGUAAUUGUUGAGUUGCCAAGACUAUGGUACUGCUAGGAGUUUGUUUUACCUUCAAUUAUAGAUACUUCAAAUAAAUUGCCACUGAAAUCUUGAUUUUAGUUCUUUUUUGGACUGAGAAAUAUUAACAGACAUUGUAGGAAACCCAUUAAGUGAAUGGCCAGGUUCUUAACUAUGCUAUAUUCUUUUGCAAUAAGUACACUAGAGACAACCUCAACAUCUGCCUCAAGCUCCAUAUUUUUCCCAAUCUCAAAGUUUGCUACAAUUUCCUAAGUACACCAUAUAAGUUUCGACUGGUUGAAUUAUAUUAUCGUCUAUUGGGAGUGAAGGAGCUCAAAGUAAUCAAGUAACUAAAUUCUCUAUUCAAGGAAUUUCUUAGGAGCUAAUGUGGACACAUGGCAUGAGGAACUGGUAGCACAUAGUAUCAACCAAUUUUGCAAUUAUACCUGAGUGUACUAGCUUACAGAAAAAUUUUCCCCUCCUCAACAAUAGAGUUGGCCUUAGUAAAAAAGGUAGUCAUAUCAUGAUCAAAUUGUUCUAGCAUGGCGAAUUUGGGGGCCGACUCUAAUUAAACGAUCAAAGGGGAGCCUUGGAGCAGUGGUUAAGCUGUCUUUGUGUGACCUCAAGAUCACAGGUUCAAGCCUAGAAAUCAGCCACUUAUGCAAUUAUUAAGUCAAACUGCCUGCAUUACACCCUUUGGGUGCGGCCCUGCUCUAGACCCUGUGAUAACGCGGGAUGCUUGUGUACCAGACUGUAUUUUUUUACACUAAAUCAUUCAACCAUUGAUUAUGCAAACUGACUUGACUCUUUUCUAGAAAGAAUGGCAGGUUUAGAAGCUUUGUGAUUCACCAAAGUUGUUGAUUCAACAUAUUGUCACAGUAUCACAACUGAUGGUUUCUCCUACAGGGCUUUAGUCCCAUUAGGAGUUCUAUCCACAAUUAUUUAGAUGAUCUGAAAUUCUUUGACUACUAAACCGAAGAUUUUUUGAAGUUGACGAGGCAAGGUUGUCCUUUCCACUUAUUUUUUAAAGUUAUUGUGGGGGUUUACAGAGAAUGCAUAUGAAUCAGGAGACAUAUAACGUGGUUGUGGGAAAACCACAAAAAUAGGGUAACGUUCAAUGCAUGGGAUUCAAAUAAGAUACUCCACUAUUGCGGAAAGCAUUUCACACACACAUACGCCUUGUUAAACUUAUAGAAAGAAACUAAAACAAAAAUAUUGCAGAACAGGGGCUUGAAAACAAUGAUGAACUAGACAGUUAUUCGGAUAAUUUUAAAAACAGUAAAGGCCUGAAUGGGGCUGAUCCUGGUGAAAACCCUCUUUCGAAGGGUGGUGUGAGAAUGUGACACACCAACUGAGAAUGUAAGUAUCUCCAACUUCUAGCAUGCUGGCCGUUUCUUGGUUUAGGAUAGUAUUUUCAAAAUGUCAGUUGAUACUUGAUAGUGAUAUAAACUAAGAUAAUCCAUGAUUGAUGAGAUAUUGGCUCUUGAGCAGUGGGUAAAUGGGAGUUAGCUCCUCUACCUUAAAGGAAGUCCACUAUUGGUUCUUGUUAGGUAUAUACAUGAUCCAUCUCUUGUGAUAUGUUCCUCAUUUUUCUCAAAAAUAUACUCCUCUCACAUGAUUCGUUUUACUUUUUACAUGUACAGUCAAUAUAGAAAAUAUAUGAAACCCAUAUAACUACUUAAAAUAGUCACAUGACAUUAUGUUAUAAUCUUGAUCUUAUAAUUCUUAUCAAUGGUUAUGAUUUAUUCUUCUCACAUUACCACAAUAAGCCACUGAUAGUCUGAUAGACACUCUUUCUCUCUACCUAUAUGCACUUGCUGAUGUAUUUUCUUCAAUGUGGUAAUAGCUGUUUUUUAUGCCUUUGUGAAGCUGACAACCACCAUAUAAUGAUAUACUAUCCCAGUUCAGCAGGUGGAGGUAUGAAGGAAUUAUUUAGGAAGGUCCAGCGAGUUCCAUCCGGAGGUGAGAAGAGUGAGGCGUGAAGGCUCAUAUAUUUAUGAGGAAUUCAUGCCAACUGGAGGGACAGAUGUUAAGGUUUAUACAGUAGGUCCUGAAUAUGCUCAUGCUGAGGCAAGGAAGUCCCCCGUUGUUGAUGGUGUUGUUAUGAGAAAUCCUGACGGGAAGGAAGUUAGGUAUCCAGUGUUACUGACUCCUGCUGAGAAGGAAAUGGCUCGAGAGGUUUGCAUUGCAUUCAGACAAUCGGUUUGUGGGUUUGAUCUUUUGAGAAGCAAUGGACGUUCUUAUGUUUGCGAUGUGAAUGGCUGGAGCUUUGUUAAAAACUCACACAAGUAUUAUGAUGAUGCUGCCUGUGUACUGCGGAAGAUGUUAUUAGAUGUAAAAGCACCUCAUCUUUCUUCUGUCAUUCCACCAACGUUACCAUGGAAAGUAAGUGAAGUACUCCUUCCUUGUGAGUCACUAACUCGUCAGGGUAGUGGUAUUAAUGGCACUUUUGGACUCGCGGAAGAAUUACGUUGCGUAAUUGCUGUUAUUCGCCAUGGUGAUAGAACUCCUAAACAGAAGGUGAAGUUAAAGGUUACUGAAGAAAGCCUGUUGAACAUAAUGAUAAAAUACAAUGGAGGCCGACCUAGAUCUGAGGCAAAGCUUAAAAGUGCUAUUCAGCUGCAAGAGCUGUUAGAUGCCACACGAAUGCUGGUCCCUCGCACUAGACCAGAUCGAGAAAGUGACAGUGAUGCUGAAGAGGUUGAGCAUGCUGAAAAACUUCGCCAAGUUAAAGCAGUCCUUGAGGAGGGAGGACAUUUCUCUGGCAUAUAUAGGAAGGUUCAACUAAAGCCACUAAAAUGGGUCAAAGUGACAAACAGCAAUGGUGAAGUUGAAGAACGACCCACGGAAGCUCUUAUGGUUCUAAAAUAUGGUGGUGUUCUUACACAUGCUGGCAGAAAGCAGGCUGAAGAACUUGGAAGAUAUUUCCGAAACAAAAUGUAUCCAGGUGAAGGUACGGGAUUGCUUCGCCUUCAUAGUACAUACCGUCAUGAUCUUAAGAUUUACAGCUCUGAUGAGGGUCGUGUCCAGAUGUCUGCUGCUGCAUUUGCCAAAGGUCUUCUUGACCUAGAAGGGCAACUAACACCAAUCCUGGUUUCACUCGUUAGCAAGGACUCCUCCAUGUUGGAUGGGCUUGAAAAUGCCAGUAUUGAAAUGGAAGCAGCCAAGGCUCGGUUGUAUGAUCUUAUUACCUCUGGUACGAAUACAGCUGAUAGUGAUGAAUCAGCUGAAUUUCCUUGGACAGUUGAUGGUGCUGGAUUGCCACCCAAUGCAUCAGAAUUACUUCCGAAGUUGGUGAAGUUGACUAGGAAGGUUACUGAACAAGUAAGACUACUUGCAAAAGAUGAAGAUAAGAAACUUGCAGAAAGAAGAUUAUAUGAUGUAAACACUCCUUAUGACCAAGCAACGGCUCUUGGCAAGACAAAUAUGGAUGUUGAUCGUAUAGCUGCUGGAUUACCUUGUGGAAGUGAGGGGUUUCUACUGAUGUAUGCUCGGUGGAACAAGCUUGAAAGGGAGUUGUAUAAUGAACGCAAGGAGCGCUUUGAUAUUACUCAGAUUCCAGAUGUUUAUGAUUCAUGCAAAUAUGAUCUGUUGCACAAUGCCCAUCUUAAUCUAGAAGGACUGGAUGAGCUUUUCAAAGUUGCUCAGGCACUUGCUGAUGGUGUAAUUCCAAAUGAAUAUGGAAUUAAUCCAGAGCAAAAGCUGAAAAUUGGUUCAAAGGUAGCUCGUCGGUUAUUGGGAAAACUUUUAAUUGAUCUGAGGAACACUCGAGAGGAAGCCAUUAGUGUUGCUGAGCUAAAGAAAAACCAAGAUGAUCACACAUUAAGCAUGAAAACUGAAAAGGAAGAUGCAGAGGCCAAGUCAAAACUUCAUCACAGGAACGAUGAAGCGCGAAGAUCCACCACUUCCAACACUUUGUCCAUGAAUGAAACACCCAUAGAUCAAGAUGAUGAUGAUGAACAAACCAAAUAUCGUUUGGAUCCAAAGUAUGCAAAUGUGAGGACACCUGAGCGUCACGUGCGGACACGCCUAUACUUUACAUCAGAAUCACAUAUCCAUUCACUUAUGAAUGUACUUCGGUUUUGUAAUUUGGAUGAAUCUCUUCAAGGAGAAGAGUCUCUUGUCUGCCAUAAUGCUCUAGUGCGGCUAAGUGAAACAAGGGAGCUUGAUUAUAUGAGUCAGAUUGUUCUGAGAAUGUUUGAAAACACAGAGGUGGCAUUAGAAGAUCCAAAAAGGUACCGCAUAGAGCUGACCUUCAGCCGUGGUGCUGAUUUAUCCCCCUUGGAGAAUAAUGAUUGUGAGGCUACUUCGUUGCGUCAGGAGCACACACUGCCUAUAAUGGGUCCGGAGAGGCUCCAGGGAACAGGUUCGUAUCUCACAUUAGAAACAAUGGAGAAGAUGAUUCGCCCGUUUGCAAUGCCUGAAGAAGACUUUCCUCCACCAGCAACACCAGCAGGAUUCUCUGGCUAUUUCUCGAAAAGUAUGCUUGAGCGAAUCGUAAAUCUUUGGCCUUUCCAUAGACAAUCAAGUACUGUUGGGAAAUGGUAAUACUAAUACCAACCAAAGCAAGCGCUGAGCUCCUUUGGACAAAUUUUGACACAACAAACAUCAUCCCACAAUUAACAGAAGUAAAAUCAUUAGUGGUAAAGUUCACUUUCUUUCCAGCGUCUUCAAUUCUUGUACUCAUGAUAAAUAGAAUUAGUGAUGUUCUCUCCUUGGCCGGGAAAAAAAAAGGAAGACAGACAGCGAUGUUCGGAAAGAGAUCAUGUUACUACUAGUAGUUUUUGUUUUCCUUAUUGUUUAUACACGUCAAAAGAAAAUGGUGAUUCGUCUCAAAUCUUUUUGUGACCUUUCAUAUCAUAACCGAAACCAAUGCGCACUACUAAUU